Molecule: messenger RNA, 1668 nt
Organism: Diorhabda sublineata
Lineage: Eukaryota; Metazoa; Arthropoda; Insecta; Coleoptera; Chrysomelidae
Exons: 13
Coding region: 1-1668 (555 amino acids)
Source: RefSeq, a predicted model, not a curated record
AUGACUAACGAAAUAUGCAAACCAUGCGAAGCGGACGAGCUUCAGGCCUGGAAAUGUAUGAUGGACAGUAUGGUGAAGUUCAUUCAGGCGUCUACGAAAUUAAUGAACACCUUCAACGAAAAAUCGAACCCACAAAUAGAAGAUUCAACAAUUGAUUGUAAAGCACCAUGUAAAUUACAAUUCUCUUUGCCAAAAGAAGAUUCGACGACGUCAAGUGAUUGUAAAGCUCCAUGUAAUUCGCAAGGGAAUGUAUCAAAAGAAGAUAAAUUAGAAGAAGGAAGAUCAUGUCACAAGGAUUGCAAAGCGUAUAAUCCACAAAAAAAUCCUACAUGUGAAAAAUGCGAUGAAAAAGCGAAUGAAGAGGAGAAGGAAAGUAAGUUAUGUCAUCCUGAAUGUAAGUUGUGCUUACCAUCAAGAGCACCGAUUUGUAAAAAAUGUCCUACUGAUUCAGACCAGUCGUUGAAAGAGUCAAAAAACGGAUCUAAAUCAGGUGAAAUAGUUAAUCGUGAAAGUCAAACAGAAGAAAAAUGUCCGUGUCCUACAGAUAUAAAGCCAAAAAAGUGUUGUACUUGUCCAAAAGAAGAAAAUCAAACAGAAGAAACUCAAACAAUAGAGGGAAGUCAAUCAGAAGAAAAGGGUAAAGAAGAGGAGGUCAAUCCGGAAGAAGACCAGAAUCCUCCAAAAACAGAAGAAGUUGAUGAAGAAAAAGCUGAAGAUGCAGAUUCGCCUCCUGAGAAAGUUGAUGAAGAGGUACAGAAGGAAGAAGAACAAAAGGACGAGGAACAGAAAGAAGAGGAACAGAAGGAAGGGGGUGAAAAAAAGCAGCCCCUUGUAGAUUGUAGUUGUCAAUAUUCGGAUUCUGAAAUAAAACCUGUUAUUUCGUGUAAUUGUGAACAACUUAGAAAAGAAGAGGAAGAAAGAAAACAAAAAGAAGUUAUUUGUUCGUGUCCAUUGAGUUCUGAAGAAAAAUUAUCGAUAACUAAUAGAAUGCAAGAGAAAUUGGAAAUAGCGCAGCAGGAAAUAAAUCAACUGCGGAAAGAAAUUGAACAAUUGCAGUUUGCGGAAUUAACCAAACAUACAAAUUCGGCAAGACUAUAUAAAGAGAUUAUGAAGGAAUCUGUAUUAGACAAUAGCUUCAAUACAUCAGCUGCUCAACGUUCUAAAUCUUCCAGAAGAGAAGUCCUUUGUCCGAUUUUGAGAAAUAAAUUUUCAGCUCCCCAACAACAGACUUUCAAUAGAGAUAGAUCUUUCAAUAUGCAAGAUCCUGCUAAUCGACAAGUACCAGGUUCGCCGUUCGGUCAAACUAGUCGUCUUGAUAGAACCAAAUUUCAACCAUUGAAGUCUUCUUCUUUAGCUGGAAACGAUUUACUGAAUGGAACUCAAUCAGAUCCUGCUGGUAGACAAGUUUCAAGUCCAAAUGCUCGCUGUAAUAAUACGGACCAGAUUUGUGUACGAAGAUCGAAGCAACAGCGCAGAUCGCAAACAUUUAACAAAACAGCCACUUAUCAAACGUCCACAAAAUCAUCAACUCCUGAUUACAGUAGAUAUCAGCAACCAAUGGAUACGACAAUGAAGUCAUUGUACUCCUAUUAUGGAUCGCAAGGAGGUCUUGAAGAAGAACAGUAUUGUGACUGCUGUAUGCUACGAGGUUUGCUUCUUAAUUCUUGA